Rubroshorea leprosula is the source of this 1204-nucleotide messenger RNA. NCBI's taxonomy places the organism in Eukaryota, Viridiplantae, Streptophyta, Magnoliopsida, Malvales, Dipterocarpaceae. The record is from the annotation of a GenBank genome assembly.
GAUGGGACAAGUGCCAACUAUUCAACCCACCCCUCGGUUGACAUGUUGAGGCCUAUUUUAGAGGACGAGAGAUCAAGGGAGGUUGAUCACAAGUUGCAACAGUUAGAAAAGGCUUUGAAAGCGAUGCAAGGGCCACAAUCUUAUGGUUCUAUUGAUUUAGAUGAUCUCUGCUACUCUCCAGGAAUCCAGACGAAUUUCAAGUUCAAACAGUCGGAUUUUGACAAGUAUGAUGGCUCAGGUUGUCCUUAUGCCCACCUACAGAUGUACGCCAGGAAAAUGGCACCUUAUGCCAAUGAUGAAAGGCUCCUACAAGGGAUAGCUUGCAGAGAGUCACCAAGAAGAGUAACGAGACCUUCAAGGAAUUUGCUCAACGGUGAAGAUCCGAAGCAACUAAGGUCAUUCCACCUCUCACCGACAGUGAAAUCUACUCCCUCUUUAUCAAGUCGACUACCAAGACUUUGCAUGCAUGUGGGUCAUAGUAUUAAACAUUGUACAGCUCUGAAGCAUAACAUUCAAGAUCUCAUCGAUGAGGGUAAACUUCAACUUGAUGCUAAAGAAGCAGAGAGCACUCCGAACAUCACUCGAAAUCCUUUACCCCCUCAUGAUGCAGGCACAAUGACUAUUGUCGCCCUUGAUGAAGUUGAAAAGCCCAUGUUGGAGAAUGCCAGUUUUUGGUCUCUUGAUGAAUUGUUUGCCACUUUGACAAAGUAUGAUUUGAUUCAACCGAUUGCGCAAAUGAGCUUGAAUGUUUCACCUGCAAUGAUUGAUGAUGCCUUGGUGUGUCCUUACCCCUCCAAUAUGAAGGGGCAUACUUUGCAAGAUUGUGAAGAUUUUCAAAGAAAGGUUAAAGAGUUGCAAGUAAUGGGAUCUUUGAAGUUUAUGUCUGCUCAAGAGUCAGAAAAAUGCAUAGCACAGUUUAAGGAAGUGGUUGAGGAUGAUAUUACUGAUGAAGUCUAUUCUUAUGAUGAGGAAGACUAUUUUGGCUUCAACAACCUCUUUGGGUUAGCCAACAUGACAAAUCUUAAGGAAAGGUAGAAGAGGAUGCUUAUUGCAAGGGUAUCCAUGGAGAAGCACCACAACUUCCAUCUUGUUCAUCAUGCGAAAGCUCCAAUGGGUUCACAUGAGUCUAUGCUUCUUGGAACAAGGGAAAAAGAAUCACUAUGUGACUCAUGGAGAAAUUUGAUUAUAAAUGCUUUAGAUGAGG